Messenger RNA from Ochotona curzoniae (black-lipped pika), 1796 nucleotides. RefSeq names its product lipocalin 15 (gene LCN15). NCBI's taxonomy places the organism in Eukaryota, Metazoa, Chordata, Mammalia, Lagomorpha, Ochotonidae. Gene Ontology annotation, molecular function: small molecule binding. The coding region runs from base 1112 to 1717 and encodes 201 amino acids. The transcript is spliced from 7 exons. The record is from RefSeq and is a predicted model, not a curated record.
CUCCCACGCCUGGCCUUCUUGCACACACACGUGCAGCCUGGACUCCACGGAAGAGGCCUCCUGUGCACGGGGGAGCGGGGGGAGUGUAGGCCUCUGUCACCCAGCCUGGGGGGGUCUGUCCUACUGAGGCUGGGUCUGUGAGGAGGGGUCGGAACCCCUGCUGAGGUGUUCUAAAAGGUGAGAGCUGGGUGUGUGAGGUCGGAGCCAGGAGGGGUAGAGUGGGGGCAGGGUCUGCUCUGGGGGCCUUUUUACAGCUGCCCCCUGUGUGCCCAGGGGCUGCCACGUGGGCCGGGGGCUGUGUGUGCCCCGGCCCUGGCUGCCACGCGGUCGCCUGCCAAGGUCUGCCUGCUUUGCCUGCAGUGGGAACAUUGUAGGAGGGGGUGGCCCAGGCCCGUGCUGUCCUGCUGGACCUGCAGGUGGGGAUGCACAGGCCCCGGAGGCCGCCUUGGACCAGGGCACCCACUGCUCUGGUCUCCUGUCUCCAUCUGCCCGUCUGGACGUUGUCCUGGCAACGCGCCUCUCUGCUCUGUCCCAGUUAGUGGGCAGGGAAUUCAGAAGAUUAAUCCCCUCAUCUGUGUUUGGUAAGCAUUCUCGCUGCUUCUGCAGGCCAGCUUGGCAGGGACGCUGGCUGAGAACCAGUACCUGUUCCGGCAGCCCUGCGCAGACAGCAAGCAACCCCUGCCCCUUCCUGUCUCAGCUCAGACCCUGUGCCCCUGCUGGGCUGAGGCCCGUGGGUGCUGGCACCAGGAUGUGCUGCAGGCUGCUCCCGGCCCAGCAUCCCCGGGGGUCUGACGGACAUGGAGAGGUCACCAUGCAAAGUGCCCCCCGAGAGGCUCCAUCCGCCCGCCCAUGGCGCCUGCCCGGCGUCGCCCCCACCUGCACAUGUGCACAAGCGGUAAUUAGGGCUGGCUGAUCCUAUAAUCCAGUCGAGGGCCAACCUGGCCUCAUCCUGGGAAGGAACCCCUCCAGGAAAUGACCCCCAGGGCCAGCAGACAAUGGACAAAGGUGAGGACAAUGGCCAGGGGGCCUCCCACUGCACAGCCCGCUCCCUGCCCCCGUGAGCCCAGCAGCUAUAAAGUGCGGUCCCUGGGGUGUGGGAGUGUGGGCAGGCAUGGGGGUGAGGUUGGUCCUGCUGAGCCUGGUGCUGGUGCUGCCCUGGGGGCCCAUAGCCCAGGUGGAGGUCCUGGUGCAGCCCAGCUUUGAUGCCCAGAAGUUCUCCGGCCUCUGGUAUGUGGUGGCCAUGGCGUCCGACUGCAAGGCCUUCCCGGGCGAGAAGGACCACCUUCUGAUGUCCACUAGAAUCGUUAACGCCACUGAGGGAGGCAACCUCAGCGUCCAGGUGCAGGUCCCGAGGGCGGACAGCUGCAGCCAGGUGGACGCCCAGUACCUGAAGGUGGGCUCCGACGGACACUUCAGGGUUCCAGCCCUGGGCUACAUGGAUGUGCGCAUUGCCAGCACGGACUACGACUCCUUCGCCAUCCUCUACAUCUCCAAGGAGCUGGGGGGAGCGCCCUGCACAGCGGUGCAGCUCUACAGCCGGACGAGGGACCCCAGCCCCCAGGCCUUGAAGGCCUUCCAAGACUUCUACCCGACCGUCGGCCUGCUGGGCCACGCCAUGGCCGAGCUGCCCAGGCCGGAUGUGUGUGCCCCCCAGGGCACGGAGCCCCCUGACAGCUCUGAGGCCCCCCCGUUGUCCCCAGGUGGGGCACAGGGCUGAGCCCGGAGCUAAGGCCACGCCACUCUUCAGCCAAGCCCACCCCGUGCCUCCUUCCCAGGAAUAAACAGCUGCCAAGUCA